AUGGACCAAUACGAAGAUACCUCCCCUGACCCUCCGACGGAACAGGAAAUGAACGGGCCGGAGACAAUCGCAGAGGGGAAACAAAACGCCAAAGCCGUUCUCGCGGCUUCAGGGGUGCCUGUUUCGGAAUCAAGUCACGACGCGUCCACACCGAACUCCCAGUCGAAUGGCGCCAACGGCUCAGCGAAGAAACGUUCCCGCGAUAGUUCCGCUCUACCUGUGCGCGUUCGAGAGACCCCGCUAGAUAAGGUCCGGCUCGAGAACUAUGUCAAUCGGGAGUUUGAACAUUCAGCAGCGGCGGCUUGGCAUAAUCCGACUCGGGAAUUGCUUCAGCAGAAACGUGCAGAAAGAGAUUAUUAUCUUGCCGUCCGACGCGAGACCCAGAUGAACCCGGGGGCUGUAUAUGGUGUUGGCUAUGAAGGAUUUGGGAAUGUUCGCACGGAUUCGCGACAUCCGCAAUUAUUAUAUCCGGGCAACCGUCGUCGACCAGGGAAUAGGAAGACGAGAGAACUGCGCAUCCCGCGCAAAGACAUGAAGAUCCAAAAUGAGCAAACCGAAGAUCUGGUACCAAUUCGCCUUGAUAUCGAGUGGGAAAAGCUUCGAAUCCGUGACACCUUUACCUGGAACCUUCACGACCGUGUCGUCUCGCCUGAUUUAUUUGCGGAGAAGAUGGUAGAGGAUCUGGGUGUGCCAAUGGAGACCUGUCUGCCUUUGGUGCGGAUGGUUUCGCAGAACAUCCAGGAACAGCUCUCCGAUUACUACCCUCAAUUAUACAUCCAGGAAGACCCCAUCGACCCGCACCUACCGUACAGUGCCUACAAGAAUGACGAAAUGCGCAUCUUAAUCAAGCUCAACAUCACCAUUGGCCAGCAUACUCUCAUCGAUCAGUUCGAAUGGGACAUGAAUGACCCACUCAACUCCCCCGAGGAGUUCGCAGCACACAUGACCAAAGACCUAUCUCUAUCUGGCGAAUUCGCGACGGCGAUUGCCCACUCCAUCCGCGAACAGUCGCAGCUCUUCACCAAGUCCUUGUAUAUUGUCUCCCAUCCGUUCGACGGCCGCCCCAUCGAAGACCCCGAUCUCAAAUCCUCAUUCCUCCCUACUCCCGUCCACUCUCCAUUCCGUCCUUUCCAGGCUGCCAAGGAAUUCACACCGUACUUGUACGAGCUCAAUGAAGCAGAACUGGAGCGCACAGAAGUGUCGAUAUCUCGCGAGCAACGCCGACAGAAGCGGUCGGUCAACCGUCGUGGUGGUCCAGCUCUACCGGAUCUGAAGGAUCGUCAACGAACUAUUCGGACUCUGGUUGUAUCAUCGGUCAUUCCCAAUAGCGCACCAUCCCUCGAAGACAGCAAUCUCUUCAAACGGUCAGGCUCAGCCCGCCAUAGGCGCGCCAUGGGUCAGCGAGAUCUUGGCGAUGAAUCUGAAGAAUCGGAUAGUGAUGACUCGUCGAUUGGGUCUCCCGCGAUUGGUCCUAAUCUGGCACAAGGUACUGCGCGCACAAGAGGCAUGAGAGGUGCCGCAACCGCAGCUCAUGCUGCUCUGCGCGCCAACCUCAACCCCUCCGCUACACCAGAGCCCCAUUACGAGCCUAGGGCUUCAGCACGGAGACAAAACUACAGGGAGGAAAGUGUCGAGGAGCAGGAUUCGCUCAUCGUGAAACUCCGGGUCCCUCCAUCGAAGUUCCGGCAAUUCCUCAUCCGUGGACCUCAGUCUCUGCCAUCAAACGUACCCACAUCGACACCGGGCCACCUACGCUCGCAACAUGGCACGCCUCAGGUCCAGACCCCUACACCCAGCUCCACAGCCCUCCCAUCUCAACAACCACCGCGUAGUGCCUCGGGAUCGCAAACACCAGCUCCUCCACAACAACUCGGAGCAAUUGACGCGAUUCACCCUCCUCAACCAGGCGUUCCUGGGCCUCCACCACCUACCUGGCUCGCCACAGGCCUCGCACAGCUCCAACGCUCAUACCCUAAUGACUCUUUCGAGGGCAUAAUGCGCUACACCGCCGUCGACACCGAAACCAUGCACCCCGUUGCCAACUCUGCAAACACACCCGCUCACAGAUUGAAGUAUCAAUAUCUUCCCCGUAUCCGAUGCCACGACUGCCCGGGUAAACUGUACACACCCGGUCCGGGGAUGACAGUUGACAACUUCGAAGUCCACCUCCGGAACCGGCAACAUAAGGAACGGGUGGAAGAAAGACUUGCAAAGGGUGGUGCACCUGUGCCUGCACCUGCUGCGUCAUAA
This is a messenger RNA of Aspergillus glaucus CBS 516.65, 2250 nucleotides long. RefSeq names its product SWI/SNF chromatin-remodeling complex subunit SNF5. Gene Ontology annotation, biological process: regulation of transcription by RNA polymerase II; chromatin remodeling. The transcript has 2 exons. Gene Ontology annotation, molecular function: transcription coregulator activity. The coding region runs from base 1 to 2250 and encodes 749 amino acids. Lineage: Eukaryota; Fungi; Ascomycota; Eurotiomycetes; Eurotiales; Aspergillaceae. The record is from RefSeq and is a predicted model, not a curated record. Gene Ontology annotation, cellular component: nucleus; SWI/SNF complex; nuclear chromosome.